AUGGAAUAUUUCAGUCCAUUUUACGAAGUCAAAAAAGAUGAGCGAGGGGUGACAACUAGAUAUGGCGACUCCUUACUGCUACGACACUUAUUUUCCACACCCACUGACUCAGAUAUUGGUAAGACCAAUUCUGCCCAUUACAAGUUCCAAUUUGCAAACUUAUUAGUACCGCAGAUAUCCUCAAUUUUGGCAUACCAAGAAAGCAUGUUGGACGACUCUUUUGUAGAGACGGCGAGGUAG
Dovyalis caffra is the source of this 240-nucleotide messenger RNA. The record is from the annotation of a GenBank genome assembly. Lineage: Eukaryota; Viridiplantae; Streptophyta; Magnoliopsida; Malpighiales; Salicaceae.